Molecule: messenger RNA, 3317 nt
Organism: Brassicogethes aeneus
Lineage: Eukaryota; Metazoa; Arthropoda; Insecta; Coleoptera; Nitidulidae
Source: the annotation of a GenBank genome assembly
GUUGCGUUCGGUUUUCGUUGUUUGAGAAUGCAAGUUCGUGUUUAAUAUUUCUUUUUUAUUACAUUAAUAAGAUAAAAUCAGUUGAGCGAUUACGAUUUAGUUACGUGUUUCGAGGUUCAACCAGUCAAAAUGCAAGACAUAGAAAGCGAACCUGCAAAAAAACGAAACAUAGAAGAAAAUAACGUAACCCCCAAUAAGAAGAAAGUGGUGGAAGUUAGCAUAAACGACAAAAACCCAAUAUCAGUUUUAAAUGAGCUACGACUAGGCUUAAAAUACAAUGUGUUGGAACAGGUUGGACCUUCUCACGCACCGAUAUUCAAAGUAUCUGUCGAAGUGGACGGACACACGUAUUUUGGCACAGGUGGUUCGAAAAAAAUCGCCAAAGCCAAGGCGGCCGAAGAGGCCCUAAAAUCCUUCAUUCAGUUUCCGAAUAACGGGAAAAUUAUUACAACCCACCAGAUCAUUAGUUCGGGGGAUUUUACUGCAGAUACUUUUGAAACCAAGAAAGUGAAAUCUAACGCACCAAAUGUGCCAAAGAAGGGGGUACUUAAAGCCCCUGUUAUGUAUUUGCACGAGUUGUAUCCCAACAGCAAAUUGGAUAUUGCUAGUAAUGAUGGAGAUCCAUAUGCAAGGUUUAAAGCUGUUAUUUCCAUUGAUAAUGAGAAAUACACUGGAACUGAUAAUGGCACAGUUAAGACAAAUAAAGAACUUAAGUUGAACACGACGGCAAAAAAUCCAAUUUCAGUGUUAAAUAAUUUAAAUCGGGACGUUAAGUACGAAUUAGUUAGCAAAGAAGGAGCCGCGCACGCCCCUUUGUACACGGUGUCGGUCGAAAUGGACGGCAAAAGGUACUUGGGGACGGGCCUGACGAAAAAGGCGGCGAAAUUGAAUGGGGCAAGUAAAGUCGUCGAAGCACUGAAAGUCGAAAAUGAAACGAGCGCUGAAAAUAGCGAAAAAAAUCGAAGAAAAUCCUGGCAGAAGUUUUUCGUCGACGGGAAGUGCAUCGUGAAUCCGGUGGCGGCGCUGAAUGAAAUACACCCGGGAAUCAAGUACGAGUUGGUAGAGAAAGAGGGCCCACCGCACGCGCCGCAAUUUACCCUGGCGGUCCAAGUAGGCGAGAGGGUUUACACCGGCACAGGGCCGUCUCUCAAAAGCGCCAAAGUCAAGGCGGCAAAGUCGGCUUUGAAUGAGUUUAUAGAACUGUUCAAGCUGAACAACAAUUUCAACGAAAACUCGGCAUCGAGCAGCGACAGCGAAGACUCCAAAGCCGAACCCUCCUUCAAUCCAGUCUCCGUACUGAACGAGCUAUGCACGGAUUUGGAGUUUGUAGAGGAGGCCGUGUCAGGGCCUCAGCACAGGCCCGAGUUCUUCAUAUCAGUUGCGGUGGGCGGGGUUAAGCACGUGGGUACAGGCGGAACGAAGCGAUUGGCCAAAGCGAACGCGGCGCAGGCGGCCUUGCUUCACAUGGCGCAGCUGCCGGAACACGAGCACAAGGUUGCCGCGCGGCUCGGCGCGCUCGGCAACCGCGCGCUCACCAAGAACGGGUGCGUGAAAAGGCCGCUGAUGCUCCUGUACGAGAUGUACCCGAGCAGCCAGUUCUCCGUCACGUACGACGGGUUCAGUCAGUUUUCUCGGUUCAAGGUCGAUUUGAUCGUUAACGAGCAACACUAUUUCGGUUGUGGUGCCAGCAAAAAGCUAGCGAAAAAUGCGGCUGCGACUAUUGCUUUAAGAAAAUUAAUCAAUUACCAACCCAAUUCAGAUAUAAGCCCCAAUUCUGAAUUCAAUGAUAUAUCUUCUGAGGAUCAAGAAUUAGCUGACACCAUUGGAAGAAUGAUAAACGACAAAUUUGCCGCUCUCAUGGAAAACGACAUGAACCACUCCAAAAGGAAAGUCUUAGCUGGUAUAGUGAUGACGCGCGAUGACGACUUGACGACGGCCAGCGUCAUCGCCGUCGCGACGGGCACCAAGUGCGUCUCGGGCGAGUACAUUAGCAUGAUGGGACUGUCGAUAAAUGACAUGCACGCCGAAAUUCUCAGCCGCAGAUGUCUGGUCAGCUUCUUCUACGCGGAACUCGAGAAAUUGCUCAAUCCAGAAGAAGCCGAAAAGUCCAUAUUCGCCCUGCGACCGGAAGGUUGCGGGUACAAGCUGAAGCCCGGCAUCAAGUUCCAUUUGUACAUUAGCACGGCCCCUUGCGGCGACGCGAGGAUAUUCAGCCCGCACGAGGAAAAUUCCGCCGUCGAUAAGCACCCCAACAGAAGUUCCAGGGGACUGUUGAGGACGAAAAUCGAGUCGGGAGAGGGAACUAUUCCGAUCAAAGGGAACACUAGUCAGACGUGGGAUGGAGUCAUACAGGGGGAAAGGUUGCUGACCAUGUCAUGUUCCGAUAAAUUAUGUAAAUGGAAUGUCCUAGGCGUACAAGGGGCCCUUUUAUCGCAUUUUAUUGAACCAGUAUACUUUAGUAACGUAAUCUUAGGAAGUUUAUUAAAAGAAACCCACUUGUUCAGAGCCAUCUGCGGCAGAAUCGAGAACACGCUGCAGGGGCUUCCCCCGCCGUACCUGCUGAACAGGCCGGGCAUGCUGCUGCUGUCGUUCAAGGAGAUCCGGCAGCCUUCGAAGGCGCCGAGUUUCGCGGUGCUGUGGCGGGCGGGCGAUCCCGCGCCGGAAGUGAUCGCGACGACCACCGGCAAGCCGGAAACGGGUCAUCCGAACGUGUGCAAGCAGCGGUUCGUGCACAAGUUCAAGAAUCUGGUGGGCCGGUUGAGCACGAUCACGGAUCUGAAAGACUGCCCCGCCACCUACUGCGAAACGAAGGAAUCCGCCAAAAACUACCACGUAGCAAAAAUAAGUUUGUACGAGGCAUUUAAGAAAAGCGGUUUGGGCUCUUGGGUCUCCAAGCCAGUGGAACAAGACAUGUUUGAAAUUUAGUCAAAAAAUUUUAAUCAUGCCUUAUUGACCUGGUUUCAAAUGUAACCUACAACAAGUAAAUCUCACGAUUUACCCUUUGUAGGUCAUGAGAGAUUUAAUUUUAUUCCUCUUAAGCUAAAAAAAAAGUCCUUUUAAUUUUGAGUACGUUAAUUAAAAGUUAGGUUUUACAAACACAAACUUUUUUUAUUAAAGAUACAUUUAAAGUAUUCAAAGACAUAGGUACCUAAGUUAACUACCUAAAUUUUAACUCUUCCAUCUACAUUGCUUAAAGUAAAUUAAAACUUUUCUGUAGAUAAUAAAAAGUAGUUAACGAUUGGAUCAAGACAACAAUAAUAAAGUUUAAUUUAUUUUAGUUUUUUACAAUAAUUUUUAAGUUCAAAACAAUGACUGUC